AUGUGUGAGAAAAGCUUUGCUAGUAUAUCAACCCUUAAAGUACAUUGGAAAACACACACAGGAGAGAAACCAUAUAAAUGUUUGGAAUGUGGAAAGAGAUUCAGUCACAGCUCAGCCCUUAUUGUACAUCAAAGAACCCACACAGGGGAAAAGCGGUAUAAAUGCUUCGAAUGUGGGAAAAAGUUCAUGCAGAGUACAAACCUAAUUUUGCAUCAAAGAAUCCACACAGGAGAAAAGCCAUAUAAAUGUCUGGACUGUGGAAAGAACUUUUGUAUGAAGUCAAGCCUUACUAUGCAUCAAAGGAUCCAUACAGGAGAGAAGCGGUAUAAGUGUUUGGAAUGUGGAAAGAAGUUCAUGCAGAGUACAAACCUCAUUUUGCAUCAGACAAUACAUACAGGAGAGCAGCCCUAUAACUGUUUAGAGUGUGGAAAGAGCUUUAGUAAGAAGUCAAACCUUACUGUUCAUCAAAGAAUUCACACAGUAGAGAAACCAUUUAAAUGCCUGGAAUGCGGGAAAGGCUUUAUUGAAAGUACAAGUCUUAUUAGACAUCAAGGAAUUCAUGAGGGGCAACAGCCAUUUCUGUUCCUUGAGUCUGGAAAGGGAUUAUGGCAGAGCACAAAUCUCACUGCGUGUCAAAGAACCUGCACAGGUGAAAAACGCUAUAAGUGUUUGGAAUGCGGGAAGAGUUUUAUGCUGAGCACAACACUUCUUAUACAUCAAAGAAUCCACACUGGCGAAAAACCAUAUACAUGUUUAGAAUGUGGAAAGAGCUUUAUGCGGAGUACAACCCUCAUUGUACAUAAACGAACCCACACGGGAGAAAAACCAUAUACGUGCUUAGAAUGUGGAAAGAGCUUUAUGCAGAGUAAAAACCUCAUUAUGCAUCAAAGAACCCAUACAGGUGAAAAACCAUAUAAAUGCUUGGAGUGUGGAAAGAGCUUCAUUCAGAACUCAAGCCUUACCGCCCAUCAAAGAAGCCAUACUGGGGAAAAACUAUAUGACUGUCCAGAAUGUGGAAAGAAAUUCACACGGAAUGCAAACCUCAUAAUACAUCAGUUACUCCACACAGGGGAGAAGCCAUACAAAUGCUUGGAAUGUGGAAGGAGCUUUACCCUGAGCAAAAGACUUAUUAACCAUCAAAGAAUCCACACAGAUGUGAAACCUUUUAAAUGCUUGGAUUGUGGAAAAACCUUUAGUCACAGCAUAAGUCUGAAGAGGCAUAAAAAUAUGCAGACAGGGGAAUGUAAAAAGGGCUCCAGUCAGAUGCAAAACGAUAAGAAAACUCAAACCAAGAAGAAACCGUAUCAAUGCCUGGAGUGCCGAAGUAGCUUCAGUCACAACUCAAACCUUCUUAGACAUCAACUAAUCCACACAGGGGAGAAGCCAUUUAAAUGCCAGGAAUGUGGAUCUUGUUUCACUCAGCACUCAAACCUUAUGAGACAUGCGCUUAUUCACACAGCCACACCACCUGCUUUUCUCAUGCUACCUAGCAUGAAGAACAAACAUUGCUCUCAAGGGAUGAUGUGGGCACCAUCCGUGAAGAAAGAAGCGACAUUCCCUGAGGCAGAAGGUGCUUCCUUGGAGCAAGGGCAGAAGGCGCAGGCUCAGGAGCGUGCCCAAGAUGCCCUCUCCUGCGGUAAGGACUCUUUGUGCCUGGAUGUGUUUGGGAAAUCCCUAAAGAGAUUCGACGAGAGGGGGAAUCUUCAUCAACAUCAGACAACCCACACAUGGGAGAAAUCUUUGGAAUGCUCAGAGUGUGGAAAGAGAUUUAGUUGGAACCCCAGUCAUCUACUGCACCAAAAAACCCACACAGGGGAGAAACCUUUUGAAUGCUUAGUGUGUGGAAAGAGAUUCAGUCGGAGUGACACUCUUCAGCGGCAUCAGAGAACCCACACAGGGGAGAAACCUUUGGAAUGCUCAGAGUGUGGAAAGAGAUUUAUUGAGAACAGCCAUCUUCAACAGCAUCAGAGAACUCACACAGGGGAGAAACCUUUGGAAUGCUCAGAGUGUGGAAAGAGAUUCUUUUGGAGUAAUGAUCUUCAAAAACAUCUAAGACACACAGGGGAGAAACCUUUUGAAUGCUCAGAGUGUGGAAAGAGAUUCAGUCGGAGUGGCCAUCUUCAACUGCACCGAAGUACCCACACAGGCGAGAAACCUUUUGAAUGCUUAGAGUGUGGAAAGAAAUUCAGGUUGAAUGACCAUCUUCAAACGCAUCUGAGAACCCACACAGGGGAGAAACCUUUUGAAUGCUCAGAGUGUGGAAAGAGAUUCAGUCGGAGUGGCCAUCUUCAACUGCACCGAAGUACCCACACAGGCGAGAAACCUUUUGAAUGCUUAGAGUGUGGAAAGAAAUUCAGGUUGAAUGACCAUCUUCAAACGCAUCUGAGAACCCACACAGGGGAGAAACCUUUUGAAUGCUCAGUAUGUGGAAAGAGAUUCAGUCAGAGUGGUCAUCUUCAACUGCACCAAGGAACCCACACAGGGGAGAAACCUUUUGGAUGCUUGGAGUGUGGAAAGAGAUUUAGUGGGAACAGCAAUCUUCUACGGCAUCAGAGAACUCACACGGGGGUGAAACCUUUUGAAUGCCCAGAGUGUGGAAAGAGAUUCCAAGACAGGAAAGGCUACAAGGAAAGAGUUCAUCAGUGGACGGUAGGCAGUAUCUACGUCAAGGCAUACAAAAAAAUGGAUCCUCCAUGUUCAGAAGCAGUAGAACGCGUUGAGCCGGCAAUGAAGACCGAGCAGGAGGAGCCAGUGGCCCCCAAGCCGGAUGCGGGAGCGCAAGGGACUGAAGGGGGAGCCCCCGAUGCCUACCGGGGGGGAACGACUGGGCAGCCUCUGAGCUUGAUGAAGCCCCAGAGCAUUAAGCUGGAACCGGAAGAAGGGCCGUCCUCGCAGUGCUGGGAGACGCAGUGGCGGGAGUUCCCCAAAGCCGUGCAGUCUCCUCGGCCUGGAGAGGGGAUUCCACAGCCGCCGGCGUCUGCGUCGUCGGGUAAUACCUCCGUAGCCCCUUUUGAGGGAGCGGCUCAAGAUGAGGUCGAGACCGGAUGCCUGUCGGCCUUUAAGGGAAUGGACCGACAAGCCACCAGCAGGCUGGAUGCGGCCGGUGAGCAAGCUGCAGAGAUCAAGACGGAGGAGGCCGUCGGCUCGGAGGUGAGAUGUCGGCGCUUCAGGCAGCUCGGCUACCGGGAGGCCGCGGGGCCGCGGGAGGUUUACGUCCGACUCUGUGAGCUCUGCCGCUGGUGGCUGAGGCCGGAGACGCACACCAAGGAGCAGAUGCUGGACCUGGUGGUCCUGGAGCAGUUCCUGGCUGUCCUGCCUUUGGAAAUGCGGCGCUGGGUGGAAGGAGGGGGCACCGAGAGCGGCUUCCAUGCCGUGGCCCUGGCGGAAGAGUUCCUGCUCAGGCAGCAAGAGGUUGAAAAACCAGCAUGGCAGGUGAGAGGCUCUCAGCCAGGCAGUGGGUCGCUCUAUAACAGAGCCCCCAGUGUGACCCUUGUGGUUGCCAUGGCGCUCGCCGGACACCUUUCCUGUGUCCUCCAAGUGUUUGUCGAUUGUGGGCCGAGCCAGAACACUGGAGCUGUUGAAAAGGUGCUUGUGCCUUUCCCUAAGGAAGAACGUCCUCUGGGGGAUUUGGAAGUCAUGCCGGGCAUUGGUGCGAACGAAGCAUCUUUGGAUUAUAUGCAGCCAGAUGAAUAUGCAGAUGCCAGCGAGCCGCUGGAAAGCUCCAUGCAAGUGGAACAUUCGCCAAAGAUCUUCCAAAGGUGCACAACAGGGAAUGCUUCCCGAGGCGAGGAAAUGGGAGAAUCCACUGGGCGUCAGCAGAGGCCAAGGAGGCAACAGAAGAACCACACCAGAACCAGGAUGAGUAAACCAGUCUCUUGUAAGGACCACCUUCUACGGCAUCAGCAAAUCCACAUGGCCCCAAAAACGCACAAAUGCUCUUACUGUGGGAAAGCUUUCAGCAGCAGGUCGCACCUGGUUAUUCACGAGAGAAUCCACACAGGGGAAAAGCCCUACAACUGCUCUGCUUGCGGGAAGAAUUUCAGCCGCAACUCUCACCUCAUCGUACAUCGAAGGACUCACACCGGGGAGAAGCCGUACAAGUGCGCUUACUGCGGCAAAACGUUCAGCCACAAUUCCCUCCUGAUCAAACACGAGAGGACCCACACCGGCGAGAAGCCCUACAAAUGCUCCUACUGUGCAAAAAGCUUCAGGCAGAGGUCGUGCCUGACCAUACACGAAAGGACGCACACGGGGGAGAAACCGUACAAGUGUUCAGUCUGCGGGAAGAGCUUCACGUGCAAUUCGCACCUCGUCGAACACGGCCGGACCCACACGGGGGAGAAGCCGUACAAGUGCUCCGUUUGCGCAAAGAAUUUUCGGUGCAAUUCGCAGCUGGUUCGGCACCAGAGGACACACACGGGGGAGAAGCCCUACAAGUGCUCCGUCUGCGGGAAGGCCUCUAGUUACAAAUCAGACCUGAUCAGACAUGAGCGGACUCACACGCGGGAAAAGCCGUAUCGGUGCUCUGAGUGCGGAUGGGGCUUCGUUUGGAAAUCCCAACUUGUCAGCCAUCAGAGAGUGCACAGUGAAGAGAAGCCUUGGCACAGGCCCCCGCUGGCUCUGGGGAAAGCUCUCGUCAUAACUCACUUCUUAUGA
Messenger RNA from Gekko japonicus, 4656 nucleotides. RefSeq names its product zinc finger protein 721-like. The coding region runs from base 1 to 4656 and encodes 1551 amino acids. Lineage: Eukaryota; Metazoa; Chordata; Lepidosauria; Squamata; Gekkonidae. The transcript is spliced from 10 exons. The record is from RefSeq and is a predicted model, not a curated record.